GUUUUGCCUCUGCAUUCAAGAGGUCGUUGGUUUGUUCAAAAUCUUUUAAAGGCGGUACAUAUAUAAAGAAAGGCCAGCUCUUGAUUGUGGGUCUGCGUUAAAUUUGGAUUUGCGGGUGAUUUUCUCAUCGGCAGCGGCUAUGGAGGAGAUGGGUUUCCGGCCGUGGCAGAAGGGUUCGCUCCAUGGGUGGUUGACCGCGGCAGUUCGCUUGCUUUUCUUGCUCUUGGCUUGCUCCGUGGUGGCGACAGUAAGAGAAGUUCGAGGGAACGAAUAUCCUGGGGUCCAGCUGAAAGUGCAAAAUAAUCAGGUGGUGACGGACAAUGGGAUUGUCGAGAUCACGUUCUCAAAUCCAGAUGGGAUGGUUACGGGCAUAAAGUUCAACGGGAUUGAUAACCUCCUUGAGGCUCGCAAUAAAGAAGCCGAUAGAGGGUACUGGGACAUUGUGUGGAACCGGCCAGAGGAAGCUAGCAUGUUUACAAGGAUUGAAGGAACAACGUUCAAGGUGGUAGCAAGCACCGACGACCUAGUGGAGUUGUCGUUUGUAAGCAGCUGGAGCAAUUCUUCCGAGUCGUACUUGGCGCCACUCAUCAUCGACAAGAGAUUUGUGGUGAGACGUGGGAGUUCAGGGUUCUACGGGUACGCGAUAUUCAACCACCCGAAGGGAUGGCCCGACUUGGACAUCGGAGAAGCCCGGAUUGCUUUCAAGCUCAACGGACAAAAGUUUCGUUAUAUGGCUAUAUCGGAUGAGAGGCAAAGGGUUAUGCCAACGGACGAAGAUCGCGCCAGUGGUCGUGUGCUAGACUACAAGGAAGCUGUACUUUUGACUGGUCCAUCCAAUUCCGAGCUAGAAGGCGAGGUGGAUGAUAAGUACCAAUACUCGUGCGAGAACCAGGAGAACAAGGUGCACGGCUGGAUCAGCAGCGAUCCGCCGGUGGGAUUCUGGAUGAUCACCCCCAGCGACGAGUCUCACACCGCCGGGCCUGUCAAGCAAGACCUCACUUCCCACAUUGGCCCGACCACGCUCAACGUGUUCUAUAGCAAUCACUAUGCGGGGAAAGAUGUGUCCAUGAGUUUCCGGAACGGAGAGGCGUGGAAGAAGGUUUACGGACCAUUCAUGGUCUACGUCAACUCGGUGUCGCCUGAAGAAGACCAAUCGAAGCUUUGGGCGGACGCAAAAGGACAGAUGUUGAUGGAAACUGCCAGUUGGCCCUACGACUUCAUCAGCUCAGAUGAUUAUCCUUCCGCAGCCGGACGAGGAACCGUCAGCGGUCAACUGUUGGUCCGGGACAGAUACAUGGAGAAUAGAGACAUGGCGGCGGGCUCCGCAUACGUAGGGUUGGCAGCACCGGGAGAGGUCGGUUCGUGGCAAACCAACACAAAGGGUUAUCAGUUUUGGACUCGAGCGGACGAAAACGGAUCUUUCGAGAUUAAAAAUGUCCGGCCAGGCAUUUAUGGCUUGUAUGCAUGGGUUCCCGGUUUCAUCGGGGACUACAAAUACCACUUGAACGUCAUGGUCAAGCCAGGGUCUGAAAUACAAGUGGAUCCUCUGGUUUUCAGCCCUCCACGAUCUGGUCCCACGUUGUGGGAAAUUGGCAUCCCCGAUCGAACGGCAGCCGAAUUCUACGUGCCCUUACCUAAUCCGCGGUUUAUGAACAAUCUGUCCAAAAACGGCAUCGGAGAGAGGUUCCGGCAAUAUGGAUUAUGGGACCGGUACUCAGAAUUAUACCCUAAAAACGAUCUCGUCUACACUGUCGGCGUCGACAACUACCAUAGAGAUUGGUUUUUCGCUCAUGUCACCCGGAAAACAGGAAAUUCAACAUACGUGCCAACAACAUGGAGGAUUGACUUUCAUCUUCAAAAUGUGAACUUCAGAGGGACCUACAGACUUCAAAUGGCAGUGGCAUCAGCCACCCUGUCUCGCAUAUCGAUCGGGGUCAACAAUCUGAGCCAGCAACCUCCCUCAUCGACGGGCCGUUUCGGCAACGACAACGCCAUCGCGAGGCAUGGAAUCCACGGUCUGUACUGGACGUUUGGCUUCGACGUGCCGGGCUCUCGCCUACGCAGGGGGACCAACUCCAUCUACCUCGCUCAGUCUUCGUCAGCCAGGACACCCUUCGAAGGCGUCAUGUACGACUACAUUCGAUUCGAAGGCCCUCCGAGAAUGAAUUGAAAUUCUCCAGUUGUAUAGAAUUCGCGCACAUAGCCAUUUCAUCAAAAUUCAUAAAAAAAAAAAACUAUACAAGAUUAGGUCAGAUGUAAGGCAUUUUCAUGUUCUUUUAUGGCGAUAAGCCGGUAAGAAGGUCGAGGUUCGAUCAUGCAGAAAGCAAUUGUUUGUUACAUUAGUUACAUUUGAUGCUUCAUUUGAAUUGAUUUAAACUAUCCCGUCUUCAAGUAAA
This is a messenger RNA of Eucalyptus grandis, 2396 nucleotides long. RefSeq names its product rhamnogalacturonate lyase. Bases 140 to 2170 code for a protein of 676 amino acids. The record is from RefSeq and is a predicted model, not a curated record. The transcript is spliced from 17 exons. Gene Ontology annotation, biological process: carbohydrate metabolic process. Gene Ontology annotation, molecular function: carbohydrate binding; catalytic activity. Lineage: Eukaryota; Viridiplantae; Streptophyta; Magnoliopsida; Myrtales; Myrtaceae.